GGAGAACUACAUACUCCCUUUCAAGUCACAAUUUAGGGCCAUCUCAGAAGAUGGGGACCUUGAUCCAGCAUUUCACCGUGGCAUCAGCCAUCAUUCUGGCAGUGCAGUGUCAGACCCCGUUCAUGGAAUAUAUUGAGAGAAGACUGUCUUCUUUCGAGGUUCGAAUUGCCGUCUGGUACGACCAAACACAGAGAUACUCCUCAGAAUACAGAGAAUAAAACCAGAUCCUUGCUCUUGUUGAAAGCUUGGAUAAGGAGAAAGAAGAGCAGAGAAACAACCUUGACAUAGCAACUUCCCGCAUCGAUCGCAUAGAGCGGGAAUUAGACUACCUGGAGACCAGAAAUCCCGCACCCACCUGUUUGGAGGUAGAUGAGAAACUUACCGACCAUAUUGCUGAAAGUGCUCAGGAAAAGAAGAAGCGCAAACAAAAGAUGAUAGAUUGUGGAGAAAUAAUCUUCAACAUUAAAGCAAUGAAAAUAGUCAAGAAGUUGGAGACUACUUCUGGCCUGUGGACCAAGGACCUCAUGUCAGAUUCGGAGAAGGUGUAUGUCUUUGAUGGUGUAAGUAACGACACAAUCUAUGAAUUCACAAGAUUGAGGGACUUCACUGACUUUACUGGCUUGAUUAAGGCAAAGAAAAUCAAACUGCCUUAUCCAUGGGCUGGCACAGGUCACAUAGUGUACAAAGGCUUCUUAUAUUACAUCAGAAAUGAGCCUCAGUUUCAAGUGAUCAAGUUCGAUCUGGAGAACCAGACAGUGUCAGACGGCGCCAUGUUCCCUGCCGAGCAGCAGAUCCCAGUGUACGGCCUCUCGCCAUUCAAUUACAUCGAUCUGGCCGCGGACGAGAAAGGUUUAUGGGCUGUAUACGCCACCAGAGAGGAUGAGAAGCACAUCUGCCUAGCCAGGUUGGAUCACAAAACGCUGGACAUUGAGCAUGUGGGAUACCCAUGUCCCAUUGAGAAUGCUGAGAAUGCCUUUGUCAUCUGCGGGAUGCUUUAUGUGGUGUACAACAGCAAGCUCCGUAGCCGCUCGCGUAUCCAGUGUGUGUACGAUGUCACUGACAUAGUGACCACUGACCAGGCACCAUUGCUGUACUUCCCCAUGCGAUAUGGAUCGCACUCCAGCAUCAAGUACAACCCGAAGGAGAAGCAGCUGUAUGCUUGGGAUGAUGGUACCAAAAUAAUAUACAGGCUGACUUUGAAACAGAAAUCACAACUGGUAAAACUUGCUCCUAAAUACAAAUUAUUAACAGGAGGACUGGGCAGUGAGACCCUCCCCAAAGGCAGUAGGGAAACCCAAAAAAGAGGAAGAAAUGACAAUAUUUUAAGAUGGUUGACUAGCUAAUUUGCCCUGGCUCUGUUAAAGUACCUAGCCUUGCAAAGAUAAAGUCAGCCAUAUCAUAAAGAAGAAAAUUAUAAUUAACUAUGUUCAUAUGACUGGUAAUGUGUUACAUGUCAUUGCAUCAAGGGCUUUGCAUAGUGAUGCAAACUGCAGCAGUCAUUCAAAAGAGACACAGCGGAGUGGUGUGGCAGGUGCUGUAUGCCAGGGGAAUAGGAAUGCAACAAGCACAUUCACAUGAAACCAGGCACUGCAGUUAAAACAGCAAGCACUGGAACUUCACAUGAAUGUGCCGAUGAGUUCAGAUGCUAAAUAAGUUCUCCCAAAAAAACAACCAGCAUUAAUACAGUGCCUUUUGUGACAUUCCAAAACUCUUCACCGUUAAUUACAUAACCUUGCAGCAGCUACUGUUGUGUGGUAGGAAAUCCCACAGCCAAUUUCACACAGCAAAAUCCCACCAGCAGCAGUGAAAUAAAUGACAAGAUGAUCAGUUUUAUAGGGAGCUUGAAGGUCAAACUUUGGUCAGAACGCCAGGAAGAACUCCCCAGCUGGGAGGGUAAAAGGAUAUCUCAGCAAAGGGUGAUGCCCAAUGUGCUAUGUCCCACAUCUCAGUCUAGGUUAUUCGUUUAAGUUUCUGAAGAAUUGGUUCAACCCACAACCCUCAGACUCAGAGACAAGAGUGCUUACCACCAAGACACUGCUAACACUGACACCUAGGAGAAUUUCAACCUCAUCAACAUGAAAGGCAAAAAAAGAACCAGCAUAGAAUCUUAAGACAUCUCAGUACAAUUAAUUGGUUUAUUCAAAUGAAUGUGGCAUUGAAUUCAUACUGCCCUGUAUCUUGAGACUUACAUCAAUUUAAUUCUACACUUCUGAAUGUUAAGUAUAAGGUGAUCUCAUGGUUCAGCUGAUGUUCAGGAGCUCUUCAUCCAUCCCAUAUGCUGGCAUUGAACAGAUCCCUAUUGUAAACAUUAUUCUUGACUAGAACCCCAUUACAGACAUUGUCAGGUACUGUACCUUUAUCCUAGAUACUUGCCAAAGACUAGACCUCCAUUCCAUGUGUAGUCAUAGGCUACUGACCAGACCUGUAUCCUAAACAAUCUCAUGUCCAAGAUGCUUCAUGUUGUAGACUAAACAUUGUCAUGGAUUAGAAGUCUUUUCUAGAUGCUGUAAAUAGACGUCCUCUCCCCAAUCCACAUACUGUCAUGAACUACACCUCUUCUUUCAACCCAGUCAUGGACUGGAGCUUCAUGUCAGAUACUUCUAUGACCGAUAGUCCAUUACUUAUACUGUCAUUGUUUAGAAUCUUUAUGACAGACACUGUGAAGGACCAAAUCUCUAUCCCAGAUACUGUCACUGACUGGCCUUGACUCCGGACACUAUCGAGGACUAGACUUUUUAUGCCCGUCACUGUCCUAAACAAGACCUCAGACAUUACCUUUAACUAAACCUGUCAUUGCAAAGUCAUUCAUCCCAUAAAUACAAAAGUGUGAUGCUAUCAUUUCUCUAAUGCUGGGAAGUUUGUUAGUUAUGGUAGGGCAUAUGGGUUUCUGUUGUAACUUCUCAACUUCCAGAUUUGAAUGCAAACUGAUAUUUUCACUGCAUCCUGAAUGUCUACAUGGAUACAAAAUCAUUCUGCUUGUGGUUAAGUAUGGAAUUCAGUAUUGAUAUAUGGAGGAACAUCCCCUCACUGUGGCAAGGCACUGACCUCAGCCUGAUUACCCUGCCACUGGGCUAGGCACUGCUCACCUUUAUAACCUACCACUGAACACAACUAUUAAAGUUCUACACACAAAAUGCUGAGGAAUUCAGCAGGAGAGGCAGCAUCUCUGGAGGGAAACCAACAGUCGACAUUUCAGGUCGAGACCCUUCAUCAGGACCGCUUUCCUCCAGCAUUUUGUG
This is a messenger RNA of Pristis pectinata (smalltooth sawfish), 3239 nucleotides long. Its product is annotated as olfactomedin-like protein 3. Gene Ontology annotation, biological process: signal transduction. The record is from RefSeq and is a predicted model, not a curated record. NCBI's taxonomy places the organism in Eukaryota, Metazoa, Chordata, Chondrichthyes, Rhinopristiformes, Pristidae.